AUAUCCCUCUAUUGCUUAGAGUUGUGUUUGUGUGGCUGUGAAUGAUUUUCACAAGUUGGGACAAGAACAAAAAUCUUCAGCAGCAUAUGUCACAUUACACCCACGAGGCAAAUACUCGAGCAAAUUGGUGUCCCUUGCAUGGCUGCUCUAGCACCUGCUUCUCUUCCAACUCCAUUCACAAAGAAUAGGAUUCCAGCCACCUCCACCUUAGUUUUGCUUCAAAUGUGCCAAAACUUCCAGGAGAUAAGACAAGUACAUGCCCAAUUGGUUGUUUCGGGACUCCUUCACUGCCCUCCAAACGCAGGGAGGCUCCUGGAGUCCUAUGCGACCUUAUCACACCUUGACUAUGACUUGUCAAUUUUCAAUGCAACGCCUUGCCCUGAUGUGUUCGCCUACAACACCAUCAUCAGAGGCCUCACACUGGGUAAGGAUCCCUAUCAUUCCCUGCUCAUGUAUAAUCAAUUCUUACUAGAUGGUUUAUACCCAGAUAAUUACACCUAUACCUUUGUCCUCAAAGCAUGUUCUCAAUUGAAGGCAAUCUCUGAAGGAAAACAAGUGCACUGCCAGAUACUCAAAGCCGGAACACCACCAGAUACUUACAUUAACAGCUCACUGAUAAGCAUGUACAUGAAUUCAGGUAACUUGAGUUGUGCAGAACAUGUUCUUGCAGAAUUCUCACAAGAGAACACACUCGCUAACAAUUCUAUAAUUUCGGGGUACCUUAGUCAGGGAUUUGUUGAGAGAGCUCGAACAGUUUUCAAUAACAUGGCAGCGAAAGAUGUUGCAUCUUGGAGUGCAAUGAUAACAGGAUAUACAAAGAAUGGUCUUUAUGCAGAAGCCUUGACUAUUUUUCAAGAAAUGAUGGUUUCCCAAGUUUGUCCAAAUGAAUCAACAUUUGUGAGCUCAUUGUCUGCCUGUGCCCACAUGGGAGCUCUAGACCAAGGAAGAUUGAUACAUGCAUAUAUCAAUAAAAUUGGCGCUAAGAUUACCGUUAAGCUGGGUACUGCUCUCAUAGACAUGUAUGCCAAGUGUGGCAGCAUCAAAUGUAGUUAUAAAACCUUUAGAAGAAUGGCUCACAGAGACAUAGUUGCAUGGGGAGCUAUCAUUUCUGGGUUUGCAAUGCAUGGUGAAGCCUGUAAAUGUUUUGAACUGUUUGAUGAGAUGGUUGCCCAAGGGAUUCAACCAAAUGAAGUCAUCUUCGUGGCCAUUUUAUCGGCUUGCCGGCAUGCUGGAUGUGUUGAACUUGGGCAUCGCUACUUCUAUCAAAUGGUGCAUGAUUUUGGGAUCACACCAUCUAUUGAACAUUAUGGAUGCAUGGUCGACCUCCUUGGACGUGCCGGACAUUUGGCAGAGGCAGAAGAAUUCAUCUUGGCAAUGCCAGAAGAACCCAAUUCAAUAAUUUGGGGUGCAAUACUUAGUGCUUGUCGGACUUAUAGUGGCCAGAAGAUAGGGAAUCUCGCAUUCAGGCAUCUAGCAGAGCUUGAACCAAUGUCUGGCGACCGGUAUAAACUUGCGGGGCAAAUGUUCAGUUAUGCAGGGGAGAAGGAAAAUGCAACUAGAAUUAGGAAGUUUAUUAAAGAAAAUGAUUUGGGGACAACCCGUGGUUUGAGCUUCAUCGAAGUUGGUUGUGUUAUCACAGAAUUUGUAUCUGGGAAGGUUGAUCAUAGAAGAGGAAGUGAAAUCCACAGGAUGUUGGAAACCAUUAACAGGCAAUUAGAGAUCGGUAGACAGUGAAAUUUGACGCACACGUCUUGAUGUUGGGAAACAGAAAAAUACCAGCUAUUUGGCCUGUGAGGCCUAGGCAAGAGAAGAAAAAAGAUGUUUGAAAAUUUAGAGCACCUAGAGGAAUCCUCCAUGGUAACAGCAAUUCAGCUUUUGGUAAUCAUUAUGUAUUAGCACAUAUUCUACACCAUCGAAUUAUUCUUCCAUUACUCUUUUACAGUCAACUUAAAAAAUAAAAAAUAAAUACCCAAAUACUAUAUGACACUUGGAACUAUUAAAUUUCA
Messenger RNA from Ziziphus jujuba (common jujube), 2006 nucleotides. RefSeq names its product pentatricopeptide repeat-containing protein At3g62890. Gene Ontology annotation, molecular function: RNA binding; protein binding. Bases 139 to 1734 code for a protein of 531 amino acids. Gene Ontology annotation, biological process: RNA modification. The record is from RefSeq and is a predicted model, not a curated record. NCBI's taxonomy places the organism in Eukaryota, Viridiplantae, Streptophyta, Magnoliopsida, Rosales, Rhamnaceae. The transcript has a single exon.